Molecule: messenger RNA, 696 nt
Organism: Lasiodiplodia theobromae
Lineage: Eukaryota; Fungi; Ascomycota; Dothideomycetes; Botryosphaeriales; Botryosphaeriaceae
Product: Class ii aldolase adducin domain protein
Exons: 3
Coding region: 1-696 (231 amino acids)
Cellular component (GO): cytoplasm
Molecular function (GO): methylthioribulose 1-phosphate dehydratase activity; metal ion binding
Source: RefSeq, a predicted model, not a curated record
AUGGCUUCCGACCAGAGUAAUGACGCCCUGAUCCACUCGGCCGACCCAGAACACCCGGCCAAUCUAAUUUGCGAGCUCUGCCGCAAGUUUUACACCCUGGGCUGGGUCACCGGCACUGGCGGCGGCACCAGCAUCAAGCACCAUGAUCACAUCUUCAUUGCGCCCUCGGGCGUGCAGAAGGAGCUCAUGAAGCCCACCGACAUGUUCGUCCUGGACUACAACACGCGCGAGUACCUUCGCAAGCCGCAGGUGCUCAAGCCCUCGGCCUGCACUCCUCUCUUCCUUGCCGCAUUCGACCGCGGCGCUGGCUGCUGCAUCCAUACACACUCGCAGUGGGCCGUACUGAUCACCCUGCUUGUCGAGCGCGACUUUGGCAGCGACGCAUGCUUCGAGAUUGAGAUGAUCGAACAGAUCAAGGGCAUCCCCAAGGGCCGCGGCAAACAGGGCAAUCUGGGCUACUUCGACCGCCUGCGCAUCCCCAUCAUCGAGAACACUGCGCACGAGGAGGACCUGACGGACAGUCUGGCGGCUGCUAUGGAGAAGUACCCUGACACGUACGCCGUCCUGGUCCGCAGGCACGGUAUCUACGUCUGGGGAGACAACGUCCACAAGGCCAAGACGCAGUGCGAGAGCUUGGACUACAUUUUCCAGCUCGCUGUCGAGAUGAAGAAGCUGGGUCUGCCGUGGACCAAGUAA